Messenger RNA from Kwoniella shivajii, 807 nucleotides. RefSeq lists its product as uncharacterized. The transcript has a single exon. The coding region runs from base 1 to 807 and encodes 268 amino acids. The record is from RefSeq and is a predicted model, not a curated record. Lineage: Eukaryota; Fungi; Basidiomycota; Tremellomycetes; Tremellales; Cryptococcaceae.
AUGUACAGUGGGGCACUUCAAGAUGCGACAUAUUCUCCCUAUCAAUCUCACAAACUCGAAGGAGAUACAUCUAAAGUAAGCACUAUUUAUAUUCGGCCUAAAGCCCCAUCAAUCAAGAAGGCAUGGUAUUUUGAUGAGAACCUACCUAUCCCUACUGAUAUCUGCAAUACAAUCAAUCAUCCUGGUACAGACACAAAUGCGUACGAGGAUGCUGACACAUUUGGAAAUUCUGUACGAGAAGCUUUAACUAAAUAUCUGGAAGAUGUAAGAUCGGGAAUGAAACCUGCAACAAAAUUACAAGAACAACUUGAACAGUUCUCUAGAGUUACUUGUCAACUUCUGACUGAAGGUGAUUUAGGAACAUGUACAGGUACCGUUGUAAGUGGCGAGACCAUGGAGGUCUUAAAUGAGAUCGAAAGGAAGAUGGAGAGGAAAAAGGCUCGCGGGAUAUUCAUUUUCCCUACCAGUCCACCAACAUCGUCUCCAUCUUCAAAUCCAGCUUGGUGGCAUCCUAGUAAUCUAGGUCUUAGUGCUCGAAGAUCACAGUCGAGUGACAAGAUUGAGGACUCGACGACUCGACCCAGCCCAUCAACCACUACGAAGAUGUGGAUGGCAUAUCACCCUGAGCUUGAAGCCGUAGAGAGUAAUCGAGUCAAGGGUAAUGCAUUAAGCAAGCUUUGGAAGGCAAAUCCUGGUCCUCAAUUUAGACAGUACGUCGACAGUGCACUAUUGAAUGCAGGAUUCUUAACCGUAGAUUGCUCUCAGAAAGUUUUUGAUGAAUUGCCUUCUUGCGAAGUAAUCAUUUAA